CAAUAGGGUUUCGUUCAACUUAUCGGGCAUGUUUGUAUGUAUAACCGUGUAUCUAAGAUUCUAAUAUAUAUGUAUCUUGACAUUUAUCUGCACUGAUUCUUUCCUGUUCACUCUCAUCUCCCUCUUCUUCCGCCGCCGCGGCCACCGUCACUGCCCUUGCCGCGGCCGCCGUCACUGCCACUAGGAGUGGAAAUUAGAAAAACCCUAACCAUAUAUUGCGAUAUGGGUGGUGAUGGGAAAACAGGGGAGGAAGAGAAGCAGAGCAGCCAAACUAUGGCGUCUGAUCUGAAUGAUUACGCUAUCAUCAAAGAAGGAGAGGCAGAGAUUAUUAUGCAGGCCAAGAACGAAGUGUUUUACAACAAAACCCAGGUGAACAACAGGGACAUUUCUAUUGCUGUCUUGAGGACAUUUAUAUCCAAACGCAAACAGGAGCAUGAAUCAAUGCUAUCCAGAAGAACAAGAACGGCACAAAAGGUAUCAAUUGAGAAUACUUCUGAACCAGAAGCACCUAUCGAUUCUGUUGUGGAUAAUGAAAAACCUAAUGGGGAAUGUGAAGAGUCAGAAGAGAUAUCCCAUGAUGAACCAUGUAGCAUAUCAAAAGGACCAGUCAAAACCCCAGACUGGAAAAUACGCGGGGAAUUAAAGCCACCUAGAGUACUUGAGGCCUUGUCAGCUUCUGGGUUAAGAGCUUUAAGAUAUGCACGUGAAAUAGAAGGGAUAGGUCAAGUUGUGGCCCUGGACAAUGAUAAAGCUUCUGUUGAAGCUUGCAGGAGAAAUAUAAAAUUUAACGGUUCAGUGGCAUGUUCAAAGGUGGAAUCACACCUUGACGAUGCUCGAGUUUACAUGCUCACCCACCCAAAAGAAUUUGACGCGGUUGAUCUUGAUCCUUAUGGUUCACCUUCGGUGUUCUUGGACUCUGCGGUGCAAUCAGUUGUUGAUGGAGGCAUGUUGAUGUGCACAGCAACUGAUAUGGCAGUGCUAUGUGGGGGUAAUGGGGAGGUUUGCUAUUCCAAGUAUGGUUCCUAUCCACUGAAAGGAAAAUAUUGCCAUGAAAUGGCUUUGAGGAUCCUCCUUGCCUGCAUUGAGAGCCAUGCAAAUAGAUACAAGCGAUAUAUUGUUCCAGUGCUCUCAGUUCAGAUGGACUUUUAUGUUCGGGUUUUUGUUCGCAUAUAUACUUCUGCAAGUGCAAUGAAAAACACUCCGCUUAAGCUCUCUUAUGUUUAUCAGUGCAAUGGUUGUGAUUCUUUCCAUCUUCAGUCGAUUGGGAGGACUGUGUCCAAGAAUAACAGCAUCAGGUACCUACCUGGGUAUGGUCCUGUUGUUCCUCAAGAAUGCAGGGACUGUGGCAAGAAAUACAACAUGGGUGGGCCAAUAUGGUCUGCUGCCAUUCAUGAUCAAGAAUGGGUAACUUCCAUGCUAGCAGACGUGAAAUCAAUGGAGGACCGCUAUCCUGCUUAUGAUCGAAUAUCUGCUGUAUUGACGACAGUUUCAGAGGAAUUGCCUGAUGCUCCUCUGUUUCUGAGUUUGCACAAUCUCUGUGCUACACUAAAAUGCACUUCCCCGUCUGCAGUAAUAUUCCGCUCUGCUGUAAUUAAUGCAGGAUAUCGUAUUUCAGGAACUCAUGUAAAUCCAUUGGGACUGAAAUCAGAUGCUCCCAUGGAUGUCAUUUGGGACAUCAUGCGUUGCUGGGUCAAAAUUCAUCCUGUGAAAGUUCAACCUCCAGAGCAGGCAGGAAGUGUUAUACUUGCAAAGGAACCAGUCCUUCAAGCUAAUUUUGCUCGAGCUGUUGCAUCCCUUAGCAAAGCACAAGCCAAGAAGGUUGCACGGUUCCUUCCAAAUCCUGAAAGGCAUUGGGGCCCUAAGCUCAGGGCAGGCCGUCAGAUUACAAGCAAGCACUCAUCUCUUUUGGGUCCACAUGCGGUGCCUAGCACUAAUAACCACGAAGAAGGUGAUGAUCCCCAAGCCAAACGUAAGAAGGUGGAAGAUCCCAUUUCCAUUUCGUGAGAACAAGGCAUCCUUAUUUGAAAAUGUCCCAUGUGCCUUUCCCCAAGCUGACAUAGAGCUCAUUUCUGCUCUUGUACUCUGAUAUAUUACUCUGCAAAUUCAUUGCAGAAACAAUUGUUGGAGCUCCCAACCAUAAUCACGCGAAUUGCCCCUAGGAAAUUGAGGAUCACAACAAAUGUAUGUCCAUUUAAGAGUUCUGCUUUUGUUUGGUUAUAAUUAACUUUAUUCGUUUACUCACUGUUAUAAUGGGUUUAUCUAUCUUUUUGUCAGAGACUGUAAUCAAGUAGUACUUAAUUUAAUUAAUCUGAAGAGAGAUGUGUUUGUAUGA
Cornus florida is the source of this 2332-nucleotide messenger RNA. Its product is annotated as tRNA (guanine(26)-N(2))-dimethyltransferase 1. Gene Ontology annotation, biological process: tRNA N2-guanine methylation. The transcript is spliced from 12 exons. Gene Ontology annotation, molecular function: RNA binding. Gene Ontology annotation, cellular component: nucleus. NCBI's taxonomy places the organism in Eukaryota, Viridiplantae, Streptophyta, Magnoliopsida, Cornales, Cornaceae. The coding region runs from base 223 to 2004 and encodes 593 amino acids. The record is from RefSeq and is a predicted model, not a curated record.